Molecule: messenger RNA, 8572 nt
Organism: Drosophila bipectinata
Lineage: Eukaryota; Metazoa; Arthropoda; Insecta; Diptera; Drosophilidae
Biological process (GO): regulation of DNA-templated transcription
Cellular component (GO): nucleus
Molecular function (GO): chromatin DNA binding; histone binding
Source: RefSeq, a predicted model, not a curated record
AUGCCGGCCAGAUCAAGGGCAAGUGGCUCUGGUAGAGGAGGAAGAAGUGCCAAUGUGGCGAACGAUCAGGCAAGUAUGAUAACAAAUGAAGAGAGUCUGCAAGUGGCCGGGCCACCAAAGAGGGCUGGUAGAAAGACCCGCAAACCUCCAGAGCCGGUGGUAGAUUCCCCCGAACCCGCCGCAGCUCCUGCGAAGAGGAGCUACAAGCGGAAGAGGUCGCAGACGAGCGCCAAUAGUUCGGAACCCUCCGAAGUGGAAGCUAAACGAAAGCCCCGAGUCUAUGCAAGUCGCAAGAAAAAAGAUUCUUCAAAUCCCCCAGGGAUUGGGGGAUUGGAGGAUGAGGCUGAGAAGCCUCCAUCCAAGGAUGAGGCUGAGAAGCCUAUCUGGUCGGCUCCACCUAAGGAGGAGGCUGAAAAGCCUGUCUGGUCGAUUGCAUCCAAGGAUGAGGCUGAAAAGCCUAUCCAGUCCACGACGUCCAAGGAUGAGGCUGAGAAGCCAGUCUGGUCGAUUCCAUCCCAGGAUGAGGCUGAAAAGCCUGUCCAGUCGAGAAGCUCUAGAGGAAGGGGAAGAGGAAGAGGAAGAGGAAGUAGUAGUGCGCCGCAGAGAACUCGCCGAAGCUACACUAGGAAGACUAAAGCUAACCAAGAAGAGGUAACUCCUUCCACUUCUUCGAAGGCCAUUGGCGCAGUUAUAUCUGGUGAGGUGAGUGAACAAGCGACCUGGUCUGUGCUGGAUACCAACAUCAACAAGGGUAAUAUAAUCAAUGCGAAUCUACCCAUGAAUAUGCCAAGCUGUAACCAGGAAAAUGUCUUAAUGGAAAGGACUUUCAUGGAAAACGUCCAACAAAACCUUGUCAACCCAAUUCAGAUGAAAGUCACCCCUACAGAGAGAAAGAAGAGGGUUUCCAAAAGAUCUAUUAAAAAUGAUCUGGUAGAGAUCGAGGCCAAGGAUACAAAGCCAGACAUAUCACAACCUAUGCCGGAAGCGUCUGAUAAACCAGAAGAAGAGCUAGUUCCGAAAAAAAGACGCACUCGAAGAUCCCAAAAAAAAGACGAACCAGAGAAGCUUUCGGGACUGAAUGGCGGCACUGAUUCUACAAUCGGCUUGGAUAAUUCCUAUCGCAGUGAGUUGCCUUCUACCUCUGGACGGAAAACACGCGGUCGCAAGGAUGUCAAGCCAGUGGAUGCUCAAGCCCUUAACAACACCCGGGAUCUUAUGCGUCUAGCUGAAGCUGAUUCCUGCUCCAUGUACAAAACUAAGUACGAAGCAGAGACACCAAAGUUCAACUUCAACCCGAAUGAAAUCAAAAUCGAAAGAGCGGAAGAUUAUCCGUUGCACAAGCAAGGUGAUCCUUCAUUAGAGACUUCUGGAGCUUUAUAUGCAGGGCUGGACAAUUCCUAUCUCAAUGAUUUGCCUAUUACCUCUGGGCAGAAAACACGCGGUCGCAAGGAUGUCAAGCCAGUGGAUACUCAAGCCCUUAACAACACCCGGGACCUAAUGCGCCUAGCCGAAGCUGAUUCCUGCUCCAUGUACAAAACAAAGUACGAAGCAGAGACACCAAAGUUCAACUUCAACCCGAAUGAAAUCAAAAUCGAAAGAGCGGAAGAUUAUCCGUUGCACAAGCAAGGGGAUCCUUCAUUAGAGACUUCUGGAGCUUUAUAUGCAGGGUUGGACAAUUCCUAUCUCAAUGAUUUGCCUACUACCUCUGGGCAGAAAACACGCGGUCGCAAGGAUGUCAAGCCAGUGGAUACUCAAGCCCUUAACAACAACCGGGACCUAAUGCGCCUAGCCGAAGCUGAUUCCUGCUCCAUGUACAAAACAAAGUACGAAGCAGAGACACCAAAGUUCAACUUCAACCCGAAUGAAAUCAAAAUCGAAAGACCGGAGGAAUAUCCGUUGGACAAGCAAGGUGAUCCUUCAUUAGACACUUUUGGAGCCCUAAAUGCAGGGUUCAACAAUUCCUUUCACAAUGAGCUGCCUACCACCUCUGGAAGGAAGAGACGCGGUCGCAAGGAUGUCAAGCCAGUGGAUACUCAAGCCCUUAACAACACCCGGGGCCUAAUGCGCCUAGCCGAAGCUGUUUCCUGCUCCAUGUACAAAACUAAGUACGAAGCAGACUUCAACCCGAAUGACAUCAAAAUCGAAAGAGCGGAGGAACCUGUUAAACCCACCCAUCCGUUGGACAAGCAAGGGGAUCCUUCAUUAGACACUUCUGGAGCUUUAUAUGCAGGGCUGGACAAUUCCUAUUACAAUGAUUUGCCUACUACCUCUGGACAGAAAACACGCGGUCGCAAGGAUGUCAAAACGGUGGAUACUCAAGCCCUUAACAACACCCGGGGCCUAAUGCGCCUAGCCGAAGCUGUUUCCUGCUCCAUGUACAAAACUAAGUACGAAGCAGACUUCAACCCGAAUGACAUCAAAAUCGAAAGAGCGGAGGAACCUGUUAAACCCACCCAUCCGUUGGACAAGCAAGGGGAUCCUUCAUUAGACACUUCUGGAGCUUUAUAUGCAGGGCUGGACAAUUCCUAUCUCAAUGAUUUGCCUACUACCUCUGGACAGAAAACAUGCGGUCGCAAGGAUCUCAAGCCAGUGGAUGCUCAAGCCCUUAACAACACCCGGGAUCUUAUGCGUCUAGCUGAAGCUGAUUCCUGCUCCAUGUACAAAACAAAGUACGAAGCAGAGACACCAAAGUUCAACUUCAACCCGAAUGAAAUCAAAAUCGAAAGAGCGGAAGAUUAUCCGUUGCACAAGCUAGGGGAUCCUUCAUUAGACACUUCUGGAGCUUUAUAUGCAGGGCUGGACAAUUCCUAUCUCAAUGAUUUGCCUACUACCUCUGGACAGAAAACAUGCGGUCGCAAGGAUCUCAAGCCAGUGGAUGCUCAAGCCCUUAACAACACCCGGGAUCUUAUGCGUCUAGCAGAAACUGAUUCCUGCUCCAUGUACAAAACUAAGUACGAACCAGACUUCAACCCGAAUGACAUCAAAAUCGAAAGAGCAGAGGAAACUGUUAAGCCCGUCGAAACCACCCCUCCGUUGGACAAACAAACGCAUCCUUCAUUAGACACUAUUGCAGCCAUAGAUGCGGUCCUGGACAAUUCCUAUCUCAAUGAUUUGCCUAUUACCUCUGGACGGAAGAAACGCGGUCGCAAGGAUGUCAAGCCAGUGGAUACUCAAGCCCUUAAGACCAAACGGGAUCUGAUGCGUCUAGCCGAAGCUGAUUCCUGCUCCAUGUACAAAACUAAGUACGAACCAGAGCCACCAAAGUCCACUUUCAACCUGAAUGACAUCCAAAUCGAUAUGGCGGAGGAACCUGCUAAACCUGUGAAUACCACCCCUUCGUUGGACAAGCAAACCCAUCCUUCAUUAGACACUAUUGCAGCCAUAGAUGCGGUGCUGGACAAUUCCUAUAACAAUGAGUUGCCUUCUACCUCUGGACGGAAGAAACGCGGUCGAAAGGAUGUCAAGCCAGUGGAUACUCAAGCCCUUAACACCAAACGGGAUCUGAUGCGUCUAGCCGAAGCUGAUUCCUGCUCCAUGUACAAAACUAAGUACGAACCAGAGCCACCAAAGUCCACUUUCAACCUGAAUGACAUCCAAAUCGAUAUGGCGGAGGAACCAGAAAAGCCCGUGAAUAUCACGCAUCCGUUGGACAUGCAAGAGGAUGACCCUCCAUCCGAUUCUUUUGCAGCCCUAGAUGCGGAGCUGGAUCAAAUUUUCCGGGAGGUCACUGAAAGUGAACCAGGCUCUAAUCCUAGUCCCGUUGAUAAAGACUUCGCCUUGGAAUUCGAGCUAGAGCCACCAAGUACCGAGGACAUAGACGCUCGGCUGGAGGCUGAACUCAAGUCACUUAUGCCCGACGAGGAUGUGACUUCAGGGCAAGUCUCGACAUCAAAUACGUUCCAAGUACAAAUACCGUCGCCUAGGCAACCGGCCACAGAUGAAGAUAUCGAAGCACGUCUGCAAGCGGAACUAGACUCAUUGCCCAUGAUUGAAGCCGAUCCUAGCGAGCCUGACGAGUCUCUGGAUGACAUCCUCAGCUCGAUCUUUAAUGAAGUGCAGGCUGUACCUCCUAAGGCUACACCUAUGGCUGGUGUCCCCGCAUCCAUGGCUGUAACUUCCGCACCUAGGAUUGCUGCCCCCAUACAUAAGGAUGCUGUCCCCGCACCUAUGGAUGUAGACCCCGCACCUAUGAUUACUUUCACCACAUCUAGGAUUGCGGCCCCCGAACCUAUAGCUGCUGUCCCCGCACCUAGGAUUGCUGCCCCCACACCAUUGGUUGCUACCCCUAACCCUGACUCAAUGGGACUACCAGUUGAGGGCUCCGGUCGUGCAGAUUGCAGUUCCGUUAACGUUAUGAGGAACGCUCCGGCGGCUGUAACCUUGUCCAGGGCGCCGAUACAUCAGCGUGGCGGCGUGGUCCCUCAGUUGCCGAUGAUCACGCGACUGCAUAAUGUUCAGGGCGAGGAUAUAUCGGUCUCCUACACCACAGGACCAGACGGUCUUGUGACCAAUGUGGCCAUGGUGCAACCGCUGUCGGAGCCCGACAGGCCGGUCCAAGACAUGAAAAAAAAGGAACUGCCAAGCCUUACGGCCAGCCAGCUGCAUACGAUUUUGCAGACCUCCAAGCCGUACUUGACCCUGCCGAUGACCAUGGCCGGCUGUCCAAACAUCCGAGGGCGAGGUCGAGACUUAGUCAACCGAGUCAUUCUGGCCAACGAGCAGGCCGUGGAGGACGAGGAAGUCGAUUACGAGGAGAUCGGCGUAGCAGACACUUUCGCGGAGUACUGGCCCAGCAAGCUCAAGGUUGGGGUGGCCCACCCGGAUCCUGUUGUGGAGACUGCGACUCUGUCAUCAGUCGAGUUUCCCGAUAUUACAUACAAACUUUCCUUACCGGAACGUACUACGUCCUCGCUGAGUGCCCUUCAGUUGGAAGCGGUGGUAUACGCGUGCCAGGCUCACGAGAAAAUCCUUCCCAGUGGCGAGCGAGCCGGAUUUCUCCUGGGCGACGGCGCCGGAGUGGGUAAGGGCCGAACCAUUGCCAGCAUUAUAUAUGACAAUUACCUGAAGGGCAGGAAACGAGCUCUCUGGAUUUCCGUAUCGAACGACCUGAAAUUUGACGCCGAAAGAGACUUCCACGACAUAGGAGCUUUGGACAAAAUCGAUCUCUGUUCUAUAAGUAAAUUCCGGUACAGUCGCAUAGACUCUGAUGAAAACGACAACUUUAAACGGGGGGUGAUAUUCUGUACAUAUACCGCUCUUAUUGGUGAGUCCUUAACAAGCAGUAGUAAAUACAGAACCCGUUUAAAACAAAUCACCAGAUGGCUGGGGAAGAAAUUCAAUGGCGUGAUCGUCUUCGACGAGUGCCAUAAGGCCAAGAAUCUGAGCCUGAUGAACGUCGGAAAAUCCACCAAGACUGGCACCACUGUGCUGCAACUGCAAAAGGUGCUGCCCAACGCCCGGGUGGUCUACGCCUCCGCCACGGGAGCCAGUGAGCCUCGAAACAUGGCCUAUAUGGUGCGUCUGGGAUUGUGGGGACCUGGAACUGCCUACCCAGACUUUUACGAAUUCGUCAACACGGUGGAGAAACGAGGCAUAGGUGCCAUGGAGAUCGUCGCCAUGGAUAUGAAACUGAGGGGAACCUACAUAUCCCGCCAGCUGAGCUUCAGGGACGUGAGCUUCCGCAUCGAGGAGGUGCCUAUGUCAAAGGAUUUCCGGAAGGUUUAUAACUUGGCCGCCGAACUGUGGGCCGAAAUCAACAAAAAGUUCCAAAAAGCCUGCAGGCUGAUGUGCGUCGAAAGUCGAGUACAGAAGAUUAUAACAUGCCAGUUCUGGUGCGCCCAUCAAAGGUUCUUUAAAAACCUGUGUAUUGCCGCGAAGGUGAACCACGUGGUCAGGAUGACGCGCCAGGCGACGCGAAUGGGCAAGGCGGUGGUCAUCGGCCUGCAGUCGACCGGAGAGUCGCGCACCUUGGAACACUUGGAGCGACAUCAUGGAAAGCUAAACUCAUUUGUUUCCACAUCGAAGAUGAUCAUACAGUCGUUCGUGGAGAAGCACUUCCCGGCUCCCAAGCGUGACUCCUUCCAUCAUCUGCUGAACACAGGGGAAUUCGUGCCAGAGUCCCGUUCACGACCACCAGGUCCCAAAAAGGCCAGGAUGAAUCCAGACUGGUUCGAUGACGAUAUGGAUGCAGAGGCUGGCGAGAGCGAUAUUGAGAUGUACGAGAACAGCUGGAUCUCUGAGGAUGAGCGUAAGGCAGGACGAAAGCGUCGUGGCAGGCCCCCAAAGGUCGAAAAGGCGGAGAAAAUGACGAUGCAGGAACGCAUCUUGCAGCAUUUGUGCAACAAUAUGCGGGAUCAGGACAACGAAGACGAUACCAACUACAAUAUCGACAAUACCAAGCCGCAGAAGGCCAACAUCACAGAACGUGAUGUGGAACGAUGUAUUUGUUCACGGGAGGUACUACUGGAGAAGAUCGAGGUCUUGGGCCGUCGCAUGCCACCCAAUACGCUGGACAAGCUGAUCUCGGAUCUGGGUGGACCCACCAAGGUGGCGGAAAUGACCGGACGACGUGGACGCGUGGUGCGUACCGAGUACGAUGGCUACAAGUAUGAGCCUCGCUGUGAGAGUGAUACCUCAACGGAUUUGGUGAAUUAUCGGGAGAAGCAGCGCUUCAUGAACGGCAGCAAGCACGUGGCCAUUAUUUCCGAAGCCGCCUCGAGUGGCAUCUCCUUGCAGAGCGACAAACGGGUGUCCAACCAGCGACGUCGUCUGCACAUCACCCUGGAGCUGCCGUGGAGCGCCGAUCGGGCCAUCCAGCAGUUUGGUCGGACACAUCGCUCCAACCAGGUCAACUCGCCGGAGUACGUGUUUGUCAUCACCGACUUGGCUGGCGAGCGACGCUUCGCCUCGACGGUGGCCAAGCGCCUGGAAAGCCUGGGAGCCCUCACCCAGGGUGAUAGACGAGCCACCGAUGCCAGGGAUCUGUCCCAGUUCAAUAUCGACAACAGCAUUGGCCGCAGUGCCCUAGAGAAUGUCAUGCAACAGCUGACCGGCGACAAGACCCUGGACAUCUCGCACUUGCCCACCAACUACAAGGGCGACUUUGCCCAAGACUGCGCCAGGGCUAUGGCCGGAGUGGGCAUGUUGAAUGUUCGGGAAGAGAACAAGACCAAGAUUUACACCGUGGAGAAGGACAGCAACAACAUUCCCAAGUUUCUUAAUCGCAUUCUCGGCUGCCGCGUCGAGAUCCAGAAUGCGCUCUUCAAGUUCUUCCUGGACAAGAUGUACUCCCAGAUUUUGCAAAUGAAACGCUCGGGACGCUUUGAUCUCGGCAUUCUCGACCUGGACGCCCACGGGGCAAGUGUCAAAUCGAUCAAGCUGAUGAAAUUCACUCGCAAGCAUUCCACAGGAGAGGCAGCCACUGAACUGCACACCGUUAAGGUGGAGAGAGGCAUGUCCUUUGAAAUCGCCGUGGCCAAGUUCCGCAAGGACGCCCGUCAAGAUCACGACGGCUUCUAUGUGCUGAAGCAGUUGCGGCGCAACAAGAACUCUUCAAUCUUGUGUCUCCCGGCCCCGUCUAAUCCGAGGGAUAAUCCUCCUCCGCCGACCACACCCAACAAGAUUAACUUACAGAUCUACCGCCCGAACACCGGGCCUCAAGUGCGCUUGGAGACCCUUGGCUCCAUUAACAAUCGCUACGUACGAGUUUCUCCGGACGUGGCUCGCCCCUUUUGGCAGGAGCAGUAUGAUACGUGCCUAGAUCACUGCUCUCACUCUUACUGGAACCGGUACUGUCCCAAUCCCGUGACCUGCGAGGUGGGCCUUCGAAUCCGCACCUACCACGUUCUCUCGGGCCUUAUGCUGCCCAUCUGGGACCGAAUUGAGCAGAUCGUUGAGACAAAUGGACACAAAAUACAGAUCAUUCGGGUCAAAACGGAUGUAAAAAAGAAGAUCGUAGGCACCGUGGUGCCGCACACCGUCUACGAUGCCCUGGUGGCCGAUUUGUCCACCGAUUCAUUGGUGGAAAGCUUCACCCCACCCACAUUUAAAACACUCGAUUGCGCAAGCUCCUCCAGUGAGCUAGCGCCACUUUAAAAAUAUCAACUCAAAUUGUGGCAUUCAGCGCAAUACAUAUUGCGUUAGCUCUGGCUUUUUUCAAAUGCCAGGCACGCUCCGGCAUCCUCCAGCUACCAUACAACAUCCUACAGCGAGCUACCAGCAUCCAGAAGGCACCGCGGAGCAGAAGCAGCCCGGCCAUAAACAACAGCAACAAAGACACAUACUGGAAGACACUUACAGCUCGUAUGCGUGCGAAUGUGAUUCAUACAUAUGCACUGAAGAAAAAUACUUACUCUUCAAUAUUGUAUUCUUAAAAUUUAAUUUUGUUUGCUAAUUUGUUUUACAUUUGGUUUCUAAUAUUGUUAAUGUUCGGCUUACUUCAACUGUUACAUUUUACAAUUGGAUUAAUUAAGCAUUCACAUCUAAAAACAACUUCUUGUAUUCUUAAUAAAAAAUUAAGCAGGACUGAUACUAUAGCCCUUUCAAUCAAAGAUUAAACACUAUGCGGACUGGA